Messenger RNA from Colletotrichum tamarilloi, 1047 nucleotides. RefSeq lists its product as uncharacterized. Gene Ontology annotation, molecular function: methyltransferase activity. Bases 1 to 1047 code for a protein of 348 amino acids. Lineage: Eukaryota; Fungi; Ascomycota; Sordariomycetes; Glomerellales; Glomerellaceae. The transcript is spliced from 9 exons. The record is from RefSeq and is a predicted model, not a curated record.
AUGUCUACUACCGAUCAAGAGCAGCAACCUGCUGCCAACAAUGGCCCUGUCAUUAUCGCUGAUGAUUUUAGCGCUGAUGACAGCUCAUCGGACCGGGCUACUAGCGUUGCAUCUUCAAGCACUAGCUUGGCAAGCUCAAUCCUCAACCACCGCAUCGAGAACGGCAGAACAUACCACCGAUACAAAGACGGUCAAUACAGCUACCCGAACGAUGAGAAGGAAGCCGACAGGCUGGAUCUGCAGCACAACGUCUUCCUCCUGACCCUCGACUAUAGGCUCGGCCUCGCACCCAUCGCCCAGCCCGAGGCCAAGGUAGGCCGCGUGCUUGACGUGGGCACUGGCACCGGACUCUGGUGCGUCGAAUUCGGUGACGAACAUCCCGACGCCGAGGUUGUUGGUAUCGAUCUGUCUCCUGCACAAACUCAAUUCGUCCCGCCCAACGUCAAGUUCGAGGUUGAUGACCUCGAGGAACCCUGGACAUACCACACCAAAUUCGACUACAUCCACACCCGCGCAAUGACCUCGAGCAUCUCCGACUGGAAAAGAUUCUUCAAACAAUCAUACGACUUCCUCGAACCAGGCGGCUACCUCGAGCUCCAAGAAGGCCACAUGCGCCCCGAAUGCGACGACGGCACCCUCAAGCCCGACAGCCCCCUCAUCGAAUGGGUCAACCGUCUCGAGGAGGCCUGCAACAUCUUUGGCCGCCCCUUUGUCGACUGCCCCAGUCUCAAGCCCCUCCUCGAAGAAGUCGGCUUCGAGGACGUCGUCGUCACAAAGUACAAGUGGCCGCUCAACGCGUGGCCCAAGGACCCGCACUACCGCGAGCUGGGUAUCUGGACGCUCGAGAAUAUGCUCGAGGGGCUCGAGGCGUGGAGCAUGGCGCCGUUUACGCGGGCGCUCGAGUGGACAAAGGAGGAGGUGAAUGUGUUUUUGAUUGGGGUGAGGAAUGAGUUGAAGAACAAGAACGUGCAUGGAUACAUUCCCGUGUACAUCAUUCACGCGAGAAAGCCGCUCAAGGAGACUGAGGAGAAAGAAGAAGCAUCUUGA